GGUGGAUGUGAGGCGCAGUCUCAUCACAGUCACCGCCGCCGUCAGCAUCAUCUGAGGUGUGUCUGCGCCGCCGGAGCUGCAGACAGACAGAAAGGACCAACAGAAAAACAUCCUGUUCCUCUCUUUACACCGACCAUGGCGUCAAAAUGUCCAAAAUGCGAGAAAACAGUGUAUUUCGCGGAGAAAGUGUCAUCUUUAGGGAAAGACUGGCACAAGUUCUGUCUAAAAUGUGAGCGCUGCAACAAAACUCUGAAUCCGGGAGGCCAUGCUGAGCAUGAUGGAAAGCCUUAUUGCCACAAGCCAUGCUACGCCACCCUCUUUGGACCAAAAGGUGUAAACAUCGGUGGAGCUGGAUCCUACGUGUACGACAAUCCUGUCAACGAAGCCCCUGCAGCCGUUUCCUUGGAAACAAACGCCAAACCAGAGGAGGAGAAAAAAGCCCCCGCACGGGGACCAGUGAAGGCUGCAAGCUUCUCAUCUUUCUCUGGAGGCCCCAACAUCUGCCCCAGAUGCAACAAGACAGUGUAUUUUGCUGAGAAGGUGUCAUCUCUCGGGAAGAACUGGCACCGGCCUUGUCUGCGCUGUGAGAGAUGCAAUAAGACUCUGGCACCGGGCAGCCAUGCAGAGCAUGAUGGACAGCCUUACUGCCACAAACCAUGCUAUGCUGUACUGUUUGGACCAAAAGGCGUAAACACCGGAGGUGUCGGCAGCUACAUCUAUGACGAUCCUGAAGCUGAAGCGCAGUCUUGAGCUCUGAAGCUGCUUCCAGCACACAGACAGAGAAACGCCACCAGGACCCUCUGUGUCUCUAUGAUUUGCCUUCAGUGGUCAUUGUGACAAAUGAUAUGUACUACACUCACAGGGAUGGAAACUUAGAUGUUUAUGUUGUAUUUGUAUAUUGUUUAUAUAUCUAUUUUUUGUACUGAAACAGGCCUUUAAUAUGUCCUCCCAUGUGACUUUCAGAUUUGCCUUUGAGUUUCUUGGUUCUCUUUGCCAAAUAGUUAUUAGCCUGUUACUAUAGUGAAUGAAGGCUCCUGUGUUCUUUUCACUCUGGAUUAGUAGAUUUUUGACUUUUGUGCACUUAAAACAUGUACUGUAUGAAAACAAACAAACAAACAAACAAAAAAAAGUACCAGCCCUCCAGUUUAUAGUAAGUGUUUUUGAACAAGUUUGUCUUGGUUCUAUAAAUACAAAUGAUAGCGUAGUGAAGAUACACAUUUUACAAAGGAGUGCAUUUUAAUGAAUGCCAUUAAGGUGAUUUUGAGGGUUGCUGCAAACAAGAAAUGAUCUGCUGUUCUUCACAUUUUAUACAGUAAAAGUGUGUGAUAGCAAACCUGAGUUCAUUGUCACUGUGUUUCUGUUCCCAGCAAACAUGGUAAUUGGGGCCUGUGUGAGUUUCAGAUUUUAUGGAAACCCACACAGCCCACAGUGGGAAGCCAACUGCGGACCCCUGUACUGGCAUGAGAGGCAGGACAGAUGGGCACCAGAGGGGCAACACAUAGUGCGGGCUGCCCACACUAAGCAGAAAGGGGUCCACAGUACUGCUAUGCAGUGUACUCACAGUAUGCCCACGCUCUAGGUCUGGGCUGCCAUACUGGGGACCAUCCUUGGCCUCACAGUGUAAGGCCCACCUGUGCUCCCUGGUACAUUACAACCAGCAAAUGGUAUGAAGUGUGAAAAAAAAACACACUACUUUCUGCUGCUCUCUUAUUGCACCACAUAUUUCAUUUUUACAUGGAUGUCCUUCUUGUCACAAACCCCAAGCAUUUAUAUCUUUUUCCAGUCUCAAAUGGACAUUUGGUUUGUCAGGUCAAUGUUUGAACUACAACGCCAUGGAGGUUUUGAAUCAGUCGCCU
This is a messenger RNA of Pelmatolapia mariae (spotted tilapia), 1856 nucleotides long. RefSeq names its product cysteine-rich protein 2-like. The coding region runs from base 136 to 750 and encodes 204 amino acids. NCBI's taxonomy places the organism in Eukaryota, Metazoa, Chordata, Actinopteri, Cichliformes, Cichlidae. The transcript is spliced from 8 exons. The record is from RefSeq and is a predicted model, not a curated record.